AUGCUCAGCACCCCGGCGCGGGACCAGGACCCCGAAGCGCAGCGCCCUGAGCCGCCCAGCCGCGCCUGCACCCCGCUGCUCCAGGCCGUGGGCUGGGUGGGCUGCGCUGCUCUGCUGCUGGGGGUCGGCUUCGUCCUUGGCUGGGCCGUGUACAGAAGAACCCCAGAUGUGCCACCCCAGGGUGCCACCAACCCUGGGGCCCCAGAGCCGCCGGCGGACCCCCGCGCCCACCUCCGCGACCCCCCACAGGGCUUGUUCGGAGGGCAGCUGGUGGCACAAGAGGGGGACUUGAGCCUUUCUCAGAAACCUCUGAACCCCGAUUCACAGGGGGUGCCUCAUCCAUCCCCAGGGACUCCCCAUCUCCUGGAAAUUCCUCCCCCUCUCUAUGAGCUCAGCUCAUCCCUUUCCAUCUUCUCCCAACUGAGACCGGGAGCCCUGAGCUGGCACAGCGACCCAGGGCUGGCAGGCGUGCUGAUGGCAUCGAGCCUACACUACCACGAGGCUACGCGGGAGCUAGAGGUUACCCAGGCCGGCCUCUACUACGUCUUUCUGAACCUGGCUCUGCGGCGCGUGGUGGUGGCAGCGAAGCGGGAGCCCGCGGGGUCCCUGUCGGCCUCGCUUCAUCUGUACCCCUCUGUGCCCGGGGGGACCGCAGCUCUCAGCCUCACCUUGGACCUGAAUCUCCCCCUGGACUCAACCUCCAGCUUCCGGGCCGCCUUGCUGCCCCUGAGUGCGGGUCAGCGCCUGAGCGUGCACUUGUACCCCUCUGUCGAAGUGGGUCUCACCUGGCAGCUGGCUCAGGGGGCCACACUCCUGGGUCUUUUCCGUGUGACCUCUGACCCCAAGGCUCUGGCAGAGGGACUGAACUUGACACCGCUCAUGUGA
Suncus etruscus (white-toothed pygmy shrew) is the source of this 885-nucleotide messenger RNA. RefSeq names its product TNF superfamily member 9 (gene TNFSF9). Gene Ontology annotation, biological process: positive regulation of cytotoxic T cell differentiation; positive regulation of activated T cell proliferation; immune response. NCBI's taxonomy places the organism in Eukaryota, Metazoa, Chordata, Mammalia, Eulipotyphla, Soricidae. Gene Ontology annotation, cellular component: plasma membrane. The record is from RefSeq and is a predicted model, not a curated record. The transcript is spliced from 5 exons. Gene Ontology annotation, molecular function: tumor necrosis factor receptor binding. Bases 1 to 885 code for a protein of 294 amino acids.